This is a messenger RNA of Tachyglossus aculeatus (Australian echidna), 2610 nucleotides long. It is a transcript of the gene SPATA31F1, whose product is annotated as family with sequence similarity 205 member A. The transcript has 4 exons. The record is from RefSeq and is a predicted model, not a curated record. NCBI's taxonomy places the organism in Eukaryota, Metazoa, Chordata, Mammalia, Monotremata, Tachyglossidae. The coding region runs from base 45 to 2510 and encodes 821 amino acids.
CAUUGGGUCAGCCAGGGCGAGAAAAGUCAACCCAGUCCUGGACGAUGUGGGACAUACUGGAAGCAAUUCUGAUCCCGAUCGUCGCCAUCCUGUGGACCUUGGAAUGGCCCUGCUCUGAUGGGGGCUUCGUGCUCCUCUUCCUCGUGGUGCUGUUUUGGCAGGUCCAGAGGGGCCGCAUUGGACUGUGGGGGAAGCAGGAUGAGAUCCACAGCCUGAGAGAUCAGCAUCCGGCCCACAUCCCCGUUCACCGCACUGCUUCCAGCCAGUCUCUGCAUUUCCUGAAGGACGCACCGGACAACACGUCGAAUAAAGUUUGGAGGCUGUGUCAAGAACACGCCAAGGAUCAAGCGGAAGUCCUGCGUGUCCUGACAAGAUGCCUGGAGUCAGAAAACCACCAUUUCCAGAAGCACGGCUCACGGCUUAACGCCUCCAAAUCAGCUCACUGUACCUGCAGUUCCAGGAUCCCGAUUCUCCCUCUGGAAGAAUUGCCUGCAACCCUGCAGCUGGAGGAGAAGAGUCGCCAAUACCGGGAGCCGGGCUUUCCGCACUCUGGCCACGCACGGUCGGAGAGCCCUAAAGAAGAGGUCCACAUAGACAGGGAACAUGCCUCCUUUAAGCUGCGGACUGCACCCGAGGCCUCGCCCACAGAGACGGUGUCCCUCUUCCAGCCCCCUCUCCUCAGCCCCAAGACCUAUGGCCUCCUGGAGAGCCAUCUGAAGCGCAUCCACCAUUUCCAGAAAUGGGGGCUGCCCAACAGGGUCGAGAAUUCCCAGAGUCCGAGGGUGCCCGCGACUCCCGCCCACCCCGUCCCCUUGCAGAGGGAACCAAAGGAAUCGGCGUCUCCAACCCAGGGGCAAGAUGACCCAGAGAGACGCAGUCUGGAGGAGGAGACAGAGACUGGGCCCUCCCAUGAUCCCAGGAUUCAACCCACCCCGGACUCUGUGGCCGGCAGUAAAACCUCUCCUCGACCCGCAGAGGCCACAGCAGCUAGUCAGCACCGGAAACUGAUAUCCAUCGACACCGGCGAUCUGGCCUUUGUGCCCAGUGACGCCAAGGAGUUACUGGAGGGCAACAUCAGGAAAAUGAUCGUCCAACACAGGUGGGGACUGCCCAAACGCAUCAUGGAGGCCCGAAGACAGUUUUCACAACCGAAAGGAGGCCGGAAUGCCCAAGAGAAACACAAAAGCCCCGGCUCUUCCUCAAGACAGAGCUCCGUCCAUCAAGUGUCCAGCUACACGGGGCUCGCACUUCCCGAGGACUCAGGAGGAGAGGUCUCGGAAGGGACCGGUGCCGCCGUAAGAGUCCUAAUGCCUGAAGACUCCCGCAGGCUGAAAACUCUGAACCGAGGGAAGGAGGCCCUAGAGGGACACAUGGCCCAAAAAUCCCACCAGCUUCGACAAGGAGAAAUCCCCUCAGUAGUGCACCGUGGUCAGGAUGACACCAACACCUCACCACCACUAGCCCCUCUCCCCCUGCCGGGCCCCCAAGCUCUCUCGGGCUCCGGAAAUCUGGCCCCCAUCUUGGCAUCUUCCCCCACCCCGGGCUCCCUGGAGACCGGACCUCGGAAGCCGGAACAGAGAUUCACUUCAUCUCUGAUGCUGAGGUUGAAGCCCAGACCGCGGGAGGAACAAUUCCUGGUUAAAACCUUGGGCCUGUCUGAGGAAUCAGUUAAGAACUUGGAAUCUGUCUUGAAGCAGAAAUACCUGGACUUCGUCACUGGGUUUUGUCUGCUCUACAACAUGGCCAUGUCCAGUAUGGUUCCUUCAGCAGUCCUUGCCCGGAUGCCAGUGAGCACAGACCACAAACACUGUCCAGAACACACUGCGACAGAUGAACCAGAGGGAGAGAAAUCCGAAGAGCCAAAACUCUCCCCAACUGCGGCCUGCCAAGAGGCUUCACUGGGCAGCGAGGACCGUUGCCAGGCCGAGGAAGUUCGGGACCAAAGGCCUGCCAGUCCAACUGCCCCGGUCUCAGGGCAGGAGAGCAAGAAGCCAGUUCAGUUGUCUGUAUGUUCUUCCAAGACAUCGCUCUGCCCUCCCAGGGCUGCAGGAGACUCGGGAGCUCCAGCAGGGAUCCAGGAGAGGAAGAAUAAUGCCGGCCAAGGCCGCGACAGAGCCCCUGUCUCUGCCCUGGCAGCAAGGGAUGUGGCAUCCACCAGGUCCCGCGGCCCUCAAGUUCCCACGUCGGGCCCAGUGAGGGUCAGCAGGGGUUGCCAGACGUUGCCCAGAGCCGUGAUUUCUGAUAAACUGAAGAUGUGGUUUGGCACCAUUGGCAGAGGCCGGCAGGCGGACAUCAGCGCCAGGGCUCAGCUGACAACCGCCUCGGGGGAGCUAAAGAAGAAGAGCUCUACCUCACUGGGGACUCCCAAGCCGCUCUUCCCCCAGGGUCCCUCUACCCUGCAGCCAGGAUUCUCCACCCUGCUGACCCGUGGGCCUCUCCCCAAACAGCCCCAGACAUCAUCCUCGGGAUAUCUUCACAAAAUAGGCCCAAAGAGGCCCGGGGCCCCCUGAAGUCUGCAAGAAGAUAAGGCCCAUCUGAAGCUUUAUUGGGCUCACCGAGGCACAGUCAUCGGUUUCGUGCAUAAACGUGAUAUCCUGGAAAAUAUACAAA